This is a messenger RNA of Coprinopsis cinerea okayama7#130, 1772 nucleotides long. RefSeq lists its product as hypothetical. Gene Ontology annotation, molecular function: actin binding. The record is from RefSeq and is a predicted model, not a curated record. The transcript is spliced from 3 exons. The coding region runs from base 120 to 1772 and encodes 550 amino acids. Lineage: Eukaryota; Fungi; Basidiomycota; Agaricomycetes; Agaricales; Psathyrellaceae. Gene Ontology annotation, biological process: actin filament organization.
CAAUUGUGAAUGUUGCCGCUGCGGUUCAGUCCUUCUUUUCUUCCUUUCUACUAUCUAUAACUUCACCUCGUCAUUCAAGAACGUUCCAGAAACAACUCAGAACCUCCUAGUGGCCACCGAUGCCUCCCCAGUACACCCUGAACACUGAGGAGAAGGAUAGGGUCAAGGCAGCCAUUCCGACGCCUCCAAACAAGAUCUUUUAUGCCUGUCUGGCCCGUAUCUACUAUGCUUAUCCAGACCCAGAGAAAUGGUCGUAUGCUGGCCUUCAGGGGGCGCUGGCGUUCGUAAAGGACGCACAGGGCAUCCUGCACUUCAAAAUGGUCGAUUUGGAGGGAACGAGGGGUGUCAUUUGGGAACACGAGCUGUAUUCCGGCCUGGAAUACAACCCAGACCGAGCUUUCUUUCAUUCAUUUGCAGGAGACCAAUGUCUAAUUGGCUUCGUGUUCGCCAACGAAGUUGAGGCUAAAGCUUUGUGGAAGAAAGUCAACACGAAGAAGGAUGCAAAGCACAGUGCAAAGCCUCAGAAGCAGAAGAAAUCCAAGGUCGCAAAGGGUGGCAAGAUCGACAAGUCAAUGAUUUCAGGACCCAAGGCAGGCUCGUUCAUCCACGUAGCACACAUGGGCUACGACGCCGACUCCGGUUUCAAAUCUCACGGCGUCGAUGCAUCGUGGAGCCAACUCCUCAAUGACCUCGAAGGCAAGGGCAUCGGGAAAGAAGUCAUCGACCGUGAGCUCGAGUUCAUCAAAGACUUCGUUCGCAAAGAGCAGCAGCAGCAGGUCAGACCGGCCAAGUCUUCGAAACCUCCUCCACCACCCGCAGCGCGAAGGUCGAAACCACCUCCACCUCCAGCACCUCGGCGAUCUGUCCAUGUCCCCAAGGACAGUGUGUCUUCAGUGUCAUCUGCAGGGGACCAUACACCAAUCGCAAAUGGCAGGCCCCCAGCCCCUCCUUCGCGUCCCCAAACUCUCGAGCCACCUCAGCCACCUCGUCCUCCUGCGAGACCUUCGUCUGCAUCGAAGCCUCCAGCACCACCCCGCCCGGUUUCUUCCGUCGCGUCUGCACCACCACCGGCUCCCCCUCGCAGACCCGCCGUGUCGUCACCCAAUCCGCCGCCACCGCCCAGUCGCCCGCAACCAAACGGCGCUGCAGCAACUCCUCCGCCUCCGCCAAGACGACCGGCGCUCUCGAAUCCUGCACCUCCGCCUCGACCACCCGUGCCGACGCGUGCAGUUGCCGAGGAGGAUACGACGUCUGUUUCUACUCCUCCUCCACCUCCACCACCUCCACCGCCCCCGCCAGGACCACCAGCUGCCACAGGAGGUGCCCCACCUCCGCCUCCUCCACCGCCACCUCCGGGAGGUGCUGCUCCACCGCCGCCUCCACCUCCCCCGCCUCCUCCAGGCGGUGCCGUUCCUCCACCUCCCCCACCGCCACCGCCGGCAGGGGGAUCAGGCGCUCCCUCUGCCCUCGCUUCUAUGCCUCCGCCUCAGCCAGGCCGCGGCAACCUCCUCGCCGACAUCCAGGGCAAAGGCAUCCACGUCCUUCGCAAGACGGAGAAAAGCGAGGCUCCCGCUGGAGGAAGCAGCUCUUCUGGUGCAGGCACGGCUGCUGCUGCUGCGGUCGGCGGUGCUGCUGCUGGUGCCGCGGCUGGUGCUGCCCUGGGAGGAGGAGGAGACCUGGCAGGCGCCCUGGCUGCUGCACUCAUGGAGCGCAAUAAGCGCCUUGGAGAUAGUGAUGACGAUGAAGACGACGAUGAUGAUGACUGGGAUUAG